Molecule: messenger RNA, 2505 nt
Organism: Mytilus californianus (California mussel)
Lineage: Eukaryota; Metazoa; Mollusca; Bivalvia; Mytilida; Mytilidae
Product: RNA-binding protein 28-like
Exons: 20
Coding region: 42-2405 (787 amino acids)
Molecular function (GO): RNA binding
Source: RefSeq, a predicted model, not a curated record
GUUAGCAGCAUUAGAGGUUAGAACCAGUACAACUGCAAAGCAUGGACGAGAGAAAAAGCAAAACAUUAUUUAUUAGAAAUUUACCAUUUAGUACGAACAAUGAAAGUUUAGAGAAAACGUUUAGUGAUAUUGGACCGCUCAAGCAAUGUUUUGUUGUGAAAAACAAAGGUGAUGAGAAAUGCAAAGGUUAUGGAUAUGUCACAUUUUCAUUGAUUGAAGAUGCUGAGAAGGCAAAGAACCAAAUAAAGUCCGUUGAUAAAAGGAAAAUAUACGUUAAUUACGCAAACAAAAAGAAGGAUACUAAAAUAAAGAAGUCAUUGUCACAGAAAGUUGAAAAUGAAGAGAAACAGACAAAGGAGCCAGAAGAAGAAAAAAGUGAAGGUACAAAGAAGGAAGAAAUAUCUUAUCUAAAGGCCAAAACAUUAGUAGUGUCAGGAAUUCCAGAUGAAGACCAAGUGGAGACAACUCUUGAUAAAUUAAAAAUAAAGAACAUAUCUAAGAUUGACUAUCCAAUAAAAGGCAGGAAUCAGCUAACAGUAUUUGUUAGGUUUAAGUCUAUCAGAGAUUUAAAGAAAGGACAAAAGAAGGUAGAAAAGAAAGGAUUACAGGCCAUACAGUUAUCAAAAGAAAACAAAGAAAUUCCUCAAAAGUCAUUGAAGCAGAGCAGACUUAUCAUCAGAAAUUUGUCAUUCCAUUGCUCAGAACCUCAUUUAAAAGAAGUAUUUAGUCAGUUUGGUGAAGUAAAAGAGGUCAAAAUUCCUAAACAGCCUAAUGGUAGAAUGUUUGGGUUUGGGUUUGUACAGUUUACAGACUUAACAUCGGCAGAGCAGGCAUUACAGAAAAUGAAUACAAAAAUGAUCAGAGGUAGAUCAGUAGCUGUUGAUUGGGCAGUACCAAAAAAUAAGUUUGAGAAAGACAACAAAGUUGAAUCAGAUGGUGACUCUAGUAGCAUGGAACAAGAUGAUGACAGUGCUAGUGAUACAGAAGCAUCAGAUGAGUCAGAGGACGAGGAAUCUGAUGAAAGUGAUGAAAUGUCUCAUAGUGAUGAUAGUGGAGAGGAAGAAAGUGAUCAUUCAUCGGGCAAUGAUUCCAUAGACGAGGGGUUUCAAGAUUCUAGUCCAUCACUUGAAAAAAAGAAAAGAGUACAGAGAGAUGACACUGUAGAAGAUGGACGUACAUUAUUUUUAAGAAACCUGUCUUAUGAUACUGGAAAAGAAACAUUGAGUGAAGUAAUGUCAGAAUUUGGGAGAGUCAACUAUUGCCUGAUUGUUAGUGAUCCAAAAACAGAACAUUCAAAAGGUUCAGGGUUUGUACGGUUUCAGACAAGUGAAGCAGCAGAAGCUUGUUUACAGAAAUCUGACGAUAAGGGUGGAGGAAUUAUUGUUGAUGGUCGUAAACUUCUGAUAGCCAAAGCUGUAAGCAGACAGAAAGCCACUGAAUUGGCAAAGAAAGAAGAAAAAGUCAAAGAGGAUAAAAGAAAUUUACAUCUUGUCAGGGAAGGAUUAAUACGAGGAGGAACUAAAGAUGCUAUUGGUCUUUCUAAACAAGACAUAGAAAAAAGACAGAAGAUUGAAAAUUCCAAGAGACAGAGAUUGAAAAAUCCCAACAUAUUUGUAUCAACCACCAGACUUUGUGUUCAUAAUCUACCUAAAUCUAUUGAUGAGAAGGAAUUGAAAGCAAUCUUCCUGAAGGCUGCUGGCAAAAAAGCUAAAAUUACAGAGUGUCGGAUAAUGAGAGACACAGAAAGAGUGAAUACAAAGGGUGUGGCAAAGUCCAGAGGAUAUGCUUUCAUCAAUUUCAGUGACCAUCAGCAUGCGGUAGAAGCCUUGAGGAAAACAAACAACGAUCCUGAUCUCUUCAACGAUAAUAGGAGGCUUAUAGUUGAAUUUUCAUUGGAAAAUAAGAAUGCCCUGUUGGCUAAAGAGAAGAGAUUGGAAAGAUUCCAGGCAAGACAGAAAAAUCUAAAACAACAGAAAUCAGUAAAAACUGAUGAUACUACAAAUGAAAAAGACACAGUAACAAACAGUAAGAAGGAGAGAAAAAAGAAUAAGAUGGGUAAACAAAAGGAGAAAAUAACAGAAAGGUACAUUGGAAAUGUCAAGUUACCUGACGGCAGCAGUAUAAAAAAUAUUCUUCCUACUCACUAUGGACCAAAAGUCAGGCACAAACCUAGACCACAGACAGGACAGCAACACCAAGGAAAACACAGACCUCAGACAGAACAGCAACACCAAGGAAAACACAGACAACAGACAGAACACAGACAAGAGAUACACAAGGAGAGUCCAGUUAAACAGAAAAAGAAAAAGAAGACAAUCAAAGUAGACAAUUUUGAUAAACUUGUGAACUCGUAUAAACAGAAAAUUAUGUCCUCUAAAGCAACAUCUAAAUGGUUUGAUAAUUGAAACGAUUUUAUUUUAACAUGUAAAAAUAAAUAUUUAUUGUUUAAGUAUUGUUUUUAGAUAACUUCUGUAUUAGUAGUAAAAUAAAAACAGUAAUUAAUUA